AUGUUGAAAUAUAUUUUAUUCUUUGCCGCGGCGAUUUGUUUGACUCAAGCCAAACAUGAAGAAUACUUUGGACAUUCUUUAUAUGGGGUCCGCGUCCACACCAUGGAACAGGCCCAACUUUUGAUUGGGUUGGUGGAACGUCUGUAUUUGGACAUAUGGUCGUACCCCAACCCACUGAAUGAGGGUCUCAUCCUAGUGGCUCCUAACAAAAAGGCUGAAUUCGAAAAAUUCGUCUUAGCUAUAAAUGCGACAUGCAGAAUUGACACUAUGAAUAUCAAAGAAAAACUGGACUUGGAAGAUCAGCUGAUGGAAGAAGCUCAUAAGAAGAGCAAUGCUAGCAGAUCUGAGAGAUUCGGUUUGUCCUUUGACGUCAUUCAUCGUUUUGCGGUGGUGGAUCGAUACCUCGUGGAUGUAGCCAACAGGUUCCCGAGAGUAGCUCGGGUGGUCUCCGCUGGAAGGAGUGUUGAAGGUCGUGACAUUAAAUACUUGAGAUUAUCCACUGACAACUUCACAAACAGAAACAAACCAGUCAUCUUCAUCCAAUCUCUUCUACACGCUCGUGAAUGGGUCACCCUCCCUGUGACACUGUGGGCCAUCCAGGAACUGGUGAUCAACGUCACUGAUCAGGAUCUGAUCAGAGACAUCGACUGGAUCAUCCUCCCAAUAGCCAAUCCUGAUGGAUAUGAGUUCUCCCACACCACAACCAGGAUGUGGCGCAAAAACCGGCGUCGGGGCCACCACGCGUCCUGCGUAGGCGUCGACCCUAACAGGAACUACGAUUACUUCUGGGGCACCGCUUCCAGCAGGGACCCUUGCAGUGAAACCUUCCACGGUCCCAGAGCCUUCUCAGAACCGGAGACGCAAAUCACCAGAAACAUCAUCAACGCCUUCAGAGACAGAAUGAGAUUGUACCUUGACAUCCACAGUUUUGGGAGCAUGAUCCUUUUCGGUUUCGCUGCACCCGCCCCUGGUAGAAUGCCCCCAAAUGUUGACACCUUGAGGUCAGUUGGGACACAAAUGGCUCGAGCGAUUGAUGCAGUUAAAUGGAGAAAUCACCCAAAUUAUAGAGUGGGUAACGUUGCACAACUGUUGUCAGUUGCAUCAGGAGGUGGUACUGACUGGGCUCUGCACGUCAUGCCGAACAGGCUGUCUUACGCUUACGAACUACCCGCGUACAGAAAUCAGAGAACCGUGAAUGGAUUCCUCGUUGAACCAGCUUUCAUCAGACAAGCUGGUUUUGAAACUUGGAGGGGUAUUAGAGUCGCAGCUCGCUUCGUUGUCCGCAAUAGGGCACUUUUUGAGGAUUAA
This is a messenger RNA of Bicyclus anynana (squinting bush brown), 1308 nucleotides long. RefSeq names its product carboxypeptidase B-like. The coding region runs from base 1 to 1308 and encodes 435 amino acids. Gene Ontology annotation, molecular function: metallocarboxypeptidase activity; zinc ion binding. The transcript is spliced from 6 exons. Lineage: Eukaryota; Metazoa; Arthropoda; Insecta; Lepidoptera; Nymphalidae. Gene Ontology annotation, biological process: proteolysis. The record is from RefSeq and is a predicted model, not a curated record.